Molecule: messenger RNA, 1527 nt
Organism: Thyridium curvatum
Lineage: Eukaryota; Fungi; Ascomycota; Sordariomycetes; Thyridiales; Thyridiaceae
Exons: 2
Coding region: 1-1527 (508 amino acids)
Biological process (GO): cyclic threonylcarbamoyladenosine biosynthetic process
Cellular component (GO): mitochondrial outer membrane
Molecular function (GO): ubiquitin-like modifier activating enzyme activity; tRNA threonylcarbamoyladenosine dehydratase activity
Source: RefSeq, a predicted model, not a curated record
AUGGCGCAGUCGUUCCUGUCGCGGGCCGCAUCCAGCACCCACGCUCAGUUCGCAGCCACAGCUCUCGUGUCCGGCGCCGUGGUCGCCGGCGCAAUCAUCGGCUACCAGCAGCUGGCGCGGGAGGAGCGGGUGUCGCGCCUGAAGAGCUCAAUCCCUGCUCUGGAGGACGACAGGAACAGCGCACAGCUUACAAGCUUCGGCACCCUCGUACCGCCGACCGACGAAGACCAGCGGGACGAGGCCCUCGCGAAGCGUGCGCAGGCCGGCGACUACGAUGACGAUCUGAUACUGGAGCAGCUGGCGCGGAACAGGGUCUUCCUGAAGCCCGAGGGCCUGGACAAGCUCCGCAAGGCCUUCAUCAUCGUCGUGGGCUGCGGCGGCGUCGGCUCGCACUGCACUACGGCGCUCGCGCGGUCUGGCGUCUCGCGGCUGCGCCUCAUCGACUUUGACCAGGUCUCGCUCAGCUCGCUCAACCGGCAUGCCGUCGCCACGCUGGCCGACGUCGGCUCGCCCAAGGUGCAGUGCCUGCAGAAGCGCCUGCUCGCCGUGGCGCCCUGGGUGCACUUUGACAUGCGGAUACACAAGUUCGACGGCGCCAGCGCCGAGGGCCUCCUCGGGCCCUGGUCUGACGGGCAGAAGCCCGACUUCGUCGUGGACGCCAUCGACAACAUCGACACCAAGGUGGCGCUGCUCAAGUACUGCCACGACAACAAGGUGCCCGUCAUCUCGGCCAUGGGCGCGGGCACCAAGAGCGACCCUACAAAGGUCACAGUCGGCGACAUCAGCGUCGGCACCGACGACUCACUUUCGAGGGCGACCCGGAGGCGGCUGAAGCUACUGGGGGUCACGAGCGGCAUCCCCACGGUCUUCUCGACCGAGAAGACGGGCGAGGGCAAGGCCGAGCUGCUGCCGCUGCCCGAGGAGCAGUUCCAGAAGGGCAAGAUUGGGGAGCUCGGCCCCCUGGCCGACUUCCGGGUGCGCAUCCUCCCCGUGCUGGGCACCAUGCCCGCCGUCUUUGGCUACGUGGCCGCCAACCACGUCAUCCUCAGCGUCACGGGCUACCCGCUCGACUACGCCGCGGGCAAGGGCCGUGAGAAGCUCUAUGACCAGCUCCUCGCCGGCGUCCAGAGCACCGAGCAGAAGAUUGCCCGCGCCCAGAACCCCGAUGACCCCGAUGUCGCCGUCGGCCUCAAGGUGCCCAUCACGGCCGGCGACGUCGCCUUUCUGGCCGAGGACAUCUUCCAGGGCCGGAGCGCCAUCACGCACAUCCCCACGCGCCUGAGCCUGAUAAGGUGGAGCCGGCCGCGGGAGGCCAUGCUGCUGCGGCUGGGCGAGGGCGCCGACGAGCAAAAGUCGGCCAAGCUCCGGCUGUCGGAUCUGGUCUGCAUGACCAAGAACGAGGCGGUGAUCCACCUCAAGGAGGUUCUGCUAGGCAGCAAGUCAUUGGAAGACUUGUACGAUGCAGAGACUAUAGAACGCGUCGAGCGCCGGCUCAAAGAGGCCGAGGCCUUUGAGAAAUAUAGGUGA